CCUCGGACCUCUUCCCCGCAUCGACCCCUCAGUCUGAGGCCACCGACGUCACUCGCUCACUCGCUCACUCACCCAUUCGCCGCCUUGACGACGAUCCACGACCCUCGAGCUGCUAUCGAGACUGUCUUGCCAAGCCGAGGUUCGGUAGCUCACUACGUCCCACGCUAUUGCUUUGCGAUCACCCUCCGCUCGUCCCCUCCCUCACGCAGCUAGAUAGCUAGCAAUCGAGUACAGGGUGAUUGACUAGCUCCGUCUCCUCAGUCUCCUCCCUUCACCCUUCCCAUUCCAUCCAAUCCUCGACACCCUCAACACCAUCCCUCAACAUGCCUCCUGCUCGUAGUAGCAGCGGCGUCUCCUCGCACGGAGGCCAUGAAGCUGUCAAGGUCCAGAAAGAGGACAUAGUCUUUGCUGGCUGGGUCCUUAAGAAGAAGAGGAAGAAGAUGCAGGGCUAUGCCAAGCGAUGGCUGAUCCUCACCAAGCAGGGCAUGCUAACCUACUCGCUCCACCCGGACAAGCCUACACGCGAUGCCAUUGAAAUCCCACACGCCUCAGUCACCAGUAGCAAAAGGCACGGCACUCUACACGUUGACAGCGGGGCAAGCGUCUUCCAUCUCAAGGUCCUGGAGCCUGCCGACUUUGACAAAUGGAGGAGCCAAUUGAAGGCAUUCAUUCCUGAUGCUUCGCCUGGCUCGGCGCAACGCAUCUUUGUCUCGUCGAAUAACAGCACCGAGCUCGUGGCUGUCGACCUCUCGCCCGUCUUCAAUGCGAGCAUCACUGUAGGCAAGCUGAUUCAAGAGGUUCAGUCUCGAGUAGGUGACUUCAAGUCAUCGUCCACAGCCAGCAAGGGGCUCGUAGACUCAAUGGCUGCCAUGGUAAUGCCGCGCAACGAGAAUGGCACAGAGGCCAUUGGCGCGCUCUCGACUAUCGUCGAUCAGCUCGCAGCAGAGCAUGCCAACCUCUCGUACGCUCUGCAGAGCAAGAUUCCUGUUCAAGGUUCUGGCUCGACGGGCACCAUGCGAUCUCUGCAGCAUCGCGAUGGCAUGAAGUCCGACCUUCGUCAGUCGCGCAUGAGCUUCUCAUCCUUCCGCACCACCGAAACGGGAGAGGGCACCUUCUUCGAUGCCGACGCGGCCGAUGGCUCUUUCAAUGAUGACGCAGCCAAGGAGGAGCAGUCCUCUGGAGCCGAGGACUUCGACGAAGAUGACGACGACGACGAAGAUGAAGGCCAGGGCGGCGACGAUGGUAAGCCCAUCAGUGGUGUCGUCCCCGCCUCACAGUCAGCGGGCAAAAAGUAUCGCAAGCAGCUCCCAGCCAAAGUGUCGGGAGACGAGGUUUCUCUCUUCUCCAUGCUCAAGAAGAACGUGGGCAAGGAUCUCUCGACCAUCUCCUUCCCCGUGUCCUUCAACUGCCCCCUUUCGCUUCUGCAAGCCUCCUGCGAGGAGUACGAGUAUGCCCCUGCCCUCCUCGAGCGGGCGUCCAAGACGCAAGACUGGGUGGAGCGCCUGUGCCUCGUCUCUGCUUUUGCGGUGAGCAGCUACUCGAGCACGAAGCUGCGUGCCAGUCGAAAGCCCUUCAACCCGCUGCUUGGCGAGACUUAUGAGUGCGUACGUGACGACCGCAACCUGCGCUUCAUUGCGGAAAAGGUCGUGCACCAGCCUCCCAUCGUGGCACACUACGCUGAGGGCAAAGGGUGGCACUGCACUGGUUGGUCGGCUGUCAAGAACAAAUUCUGGGGCAAGUCCCUUGAGCUCAUCCCCGAGGGACAGGUGCGGCUAGAAUUCGAUGACGGCGAUGCGUUCACGUUUACGAAGCCCUCGUCGUUCAUGCGCAACCUGCUUGCCGGCAACAAGUAUCUCGAGCACGUCGGCGAGCUGACGGUCACCAACGCCAACAGCGGGCAGCGUGCCGUGAUUGAGUUCAAGGAGGGCAACAUGUGGGGCGGCUCUGGAUCUCGCAACCAGGUAGUCGGCACCGUCUACGACGAGAAUGACAAGAAGGUGACCGGCCUCAAGGGCAAGUGGUCGGACAACUUUGCACGUCAGAAAGACGACGAGAACUACCAGCAGCUCUGGGAGGCUGACGAGAUGCCUCGUAACGCCGAGGACUACUACGGUUUCACCUACUUUGCCAUCUCCCUCAACGAGAUUACAGACGACAUCAAGAAGAUUCUGCCUCCCUCUGACACUCGUCUACGCCCCGACCAGCGGGCAUUCGAAGAGGGCAAGGUGGACGAGGCAGAGAAGACGAAGCAGGACUUGGAGGGCAGGCAGAGGGAGCGUCGUAAGCAGAUGGAGAGCAAAGGGGAUAGCUACGAGCCAAGGUGGUUCCAUAAGUCUAAAGGAGAGGAUCCCGAGUGGCAAUUCGGCGGCAAGGGCGGCAAAUACUUUGAGAAGAGGGAGAAGAAGGAGUGGAAGGAGGUGCCCAAGAUCUUCGAGUAGCGAGUUGCGGAAUCGCCGCCGUAUUGUCUUUCUCGCCUGUGACGUUGUUUGCUUCUAGUUGUUCGCAAUGGACCG
Molecule: messenger RNA, 2513 nt
Organism: Jaminaea rosea
Lineage: Eukaryota; Fungi; Basidiomycota; Exobasidiomycetes; Microstromatales
Exons: 3
Coding region: 324-2438 (704 amino acids)
Biological process (GO): ER to Golgi ceramide transport; maintenance of cell polarity; exocytosis
Cellular component (GO): intracellular membrane-bounded organelle; plasma membrane; perinuclear endoplasmic reticulum
Molecular function (GO): sterol binding
Source: RefSeq, a predicted model, not a curated record